CCUCGGCGGCCACAGGGGGCCGGGGAGGAGGAGGAAGAGGCGGAGGCAGCGGCGGCGGCCGCGAGGAGGAGGAGGAGGAGGCUUCGCUCGCUCGCUCCGACGCAGACAUGGUGGACUGAUCCCCGGCGGGGCCGAGAGCAGGGUUUCCGGAGGCGCCCCCCGCGCGCGGCCCCGCCGCGCCCCGCGCCCCGCAGCCCCUCGCCGGCGCCCGCGUCGGGUGCGGCGGCCGGGCCGGGCAGUCGCGUUCCCGCCGCGUCCCGCGCCCGGUCCCUAUGGAGGCGCCGCUCGCCGGCGAGGCCGCCGACCAUGCCUAGGAGGGCCGGGAGCGGGCAGCUACCGCUACCCCGGGGCUGGGAGGAGGCCAGGGACUACGACGGCAAGGUCUUCUACAUCGACCACAACACCAGGAGGACCAGCUGGAUCGACCCCCGGGACAGGUUAACGAAGCCCUUGUCGUUUGCUGAUUGUGUUGGGGAUGAACUGCCGUGGGGAUGGGAAGCAGGGUUUGACCCUCAGAUUGGUGUCUACUACAUCGAUCACAUCAACAAAACCACACAGAUUGAAGAUCCAAGGAAGCAAUGGAGGGGGGAACAGGAGAAGAUGCUCAAGGACUAUCUCUCGGUGGCUCAGGAUGCCCUCAGGACACAGAAGGAGCUGUACCACGUGAAGGAGCAACGACUGGCUUUGGCCCUAGACGAAUAUGUACGGUUAAAUGAUGCCUAUAAGGAAAAGUCAAGUUCCCGCACAAGCUUAUUCUCAGGAUCUUCAUCCAGUACUAAAUAUGAUCCCGAUAUUUUAAAAGCUGAGAUCUCCACUACGCGAUUAAGGGUUAAAAAGCUGAAGAGAGAGCUCUCACAGAUGAAGCAAGAAUUGCUCUAUAAAGAACAAGGCUUUGAAACAUUGCAACAAAUUGAUAAAAAAAUGUCUGGAGGCCAGAGUGGCUAUGAACUUAGUGAAGCCAAAGCCAUUCUAACUGAACUGAAAUCUAUCAGAAAGGCUAUUAGCUCAGGAGAAAAAGAGAAACAAGACCUGAUGCAGAGUCUUGCUAAGCUGCAGGAGCGGUUUCAUUUGGAUCAGAGCAUGGGCAGAUCUGAACCUGACUUGAGAUCCAGUUCUGUGAACUCUCAUUUAUCUCUCUCCAGACAGACCCUUGAUGCCGGGUCACAAACAAGCAUUUCCGGAGAUAUUGGAAUGAGAAGUAGAUCAAAUUUAGCUGAAAAGGUCAGGCUGAGCCUACAGUACGAAGAAGCCAAAAGAAGUAUGGCCAACUUAAAAAUUGAAUUGUCGAAAUUGGACAGUGAGGCCUGGCCGGGAGCGCUGGAUGUUGAGAAGGAGAAACUGCUGCUGAUGAAUGAGAAAGAAGAACUUUUGAAGGAGCUUCAGUUCGUCACUCCGCAGAAACGCACUCAAGAUGAACUGGAGCACCUGGAGGCCGAAAGGCAGCGGCUGGAGGAGGAGCUGCUGUCGGUGAGGGGCGCCCCGAGCCGGGCUCUGGCCGAGAGAUUGAAAUUGGAAGAGCGAAGAAAAGAGCUGCUACAGAAACUUGAAGAAACUACUAAAUUAACUACUUAUUUGCAUUCACAACUUAAAAGCCUCUCUGCCAGCACCCUGUCCAUGUCCUCUGGGAGCAGCCUGGGUUCCCUGGCCUCCAGUCGGGGGUCUCUGAACACCUCCAGCAGAGGGUCACUCAAUUCCCUCAGUUCCAGUGAGCUCUAUUACAGUAGUCAAGGCGACCAGAUAGAUGCGGAUUAUCAGUAUAAACUGGACUUCCUUCUGCAGGAGAAAGGUGGUUACAUUCCUUCUGGACCCAUCACCACCAUCCAUGAAAACGAAGUGGUUAAGUCCCCUAGCCAGCCUGGCCAGAGUGGUCCCUGUGGGGCAGCAGCUGCAGCAACGGGCCACACCCCCCCACUGACCGAGGCCCCCAAGUCUGUGACAUCCCUGUCCUCAAGGUCCUCCCUUUCCUCCUUGUCCCCUCCUGGCUCUCCCUUGGUCUUGGAAGGCACAUUUCCCACGGCGUCUCAUGACGUCCCUCUCCAUCAGUUCACUGCUGACUUUGAAGACUGUGAAUUGAGUAGCCAUUUUGCAGACAUUGGCCUCGGUGACAGUCAGAUAUUGCUGGAUACUGACUCAGGAGGAGCGUCCGAGUCUCUUUUAGAAGAUAAAGACCUCAGCGAAUGUGCUAGGGGGCCGCUAUAUGAAGGAACUACAGAUGUGGAAAAAUCGUUACCAAAAAGAAGGGUAAUCCACUUGCUUGGGGAGAAAACCGCUUGUGUGUCGGCUGCUGUGUCUGAUGAGUCUGUGGCUGGAGACAGCGGGGUCUACGAGGCUUUCGUGAAACAGCCAAGUGAGGUUGAAGAUGUUACAUACAGUGAGGAGGACGUUGCCAUCGUGGAGACUGCCCAGGUGCAGAUUGGACUCAGAUAUGAUGCAAAGAGGUCAAGUUUCAUGGUGAUUAUAGCACAACUCCGAAAUCUUCAUGCCUUCUUGAUACCUCAUACUUCAAAAGUAUAUUUUAGGGUUGCUCUACUCCCCUCCUCAGCUGAUGUCAGCUGUCUGUUUCGAACAAAAGUCCAUCCAGCCAUGGAAUCCAUUUCAUUCAACGAUAUGUUCAGAGUGGCCAUUUCCCAAACCACCUUACAGCAGAAGACGCUGAGAGUAGACCUUUGCUCUGUUAGUAAGCACCGAAGGGAAGAAUGCCUGGCUGGAACUCAGAUCAGCCUGGCAGAUUUACCAUUUUCCAAUGAGAUUUUCACUCUGUGGUAUAACUUGCUUCCUUCUAAACAAAUGCCUUGUAAAAAGAAUGAAGAAGAAAAUGAGGAUUCUGUAUUUCAACCAAACCAACCAUUAGUAGAUUCUAUAGACUUGGAUGCAGUGUCGGCCUUACUUGCAAGAACAUCAGCCGAGCUGUUGGCUGUGGAACAAGAAUUAGCACAAGAAGAAGAAGAAGCAGAGCCGGGGCCGGAAGAAGAACAGAGGGGUCCCGAAGGAGACUGGUUAGCAAUGCUGAGAGAGGCCUCCGAUGAAAUUGUGGCUGAAGAAGAGGCUGAAGUCAAAUUGCCAGAGCACAGUAGCUGUGCAGAGGGCUUAAGUUCAUGCCCAAGUGUGCCUGAGAUGAAUGAAGACAUGAGUGGGAAAGACAACAGCUAUGCCAAAGACCUUGGAAGCCAGCCACCUGCUGGGACACCCACCCUGGUUGAUAAAGAGACGAAUACGGACGAGGCAGGUAAUGCCAGUCUGACAGUUCGCCCCAAGGACCGCGGCGGCCUGAGCGCUCGGCAGCGCCCCUUCGUGAGGAGCAGCGUGAUCGUGCGCUCGCAGACCUUCUCGCCCGGAGAGCGGAACCAGUACAUCUGCAGGUUAAAUCGAAGUGACAGUGACAGUUCAACCCUGGCUAAAAAAUCACUGUUUGUGAGAAACUCCACUGAACGGCGCAGUUUGAGGGUCAAAAGGGCGGUUUGCCAACCAGUCCUUAGGAGAACAGCACAAGAAUGCCCAGUACGUACAUCUCUAGACUUAGAACUGGAUCUUCAGGCAUCUCUAACCCGGCAGAGUCGCCUCAAUGAUGAGCUGCAGGCCCUGAGGGGCUUGAGGCAAAAGCUGGAGGAACUGAAAGCUCAGGGAGAGACUGACCUUCCGCCAGGUGUGCUGGAAGAUGAGAGAUUCCAGAAGCUCCUGAAAGAAGCCGAGAAGCAGGCUGAACAGUCAAAAGAAGAGCAGAAGCAAGGUUUGAAUGCGGAGAAAUUGAUGAGGCAAGUCUCCAAGGACGUGUGUCGGCUCCGGGAACAGAGCCGGAAGGUGCCUCGGCAGGUGCAGUCCUUCAGGGAGAAGAUUGCCUACUUCACCAGAGCAAAGAUCAGCAUCCCGUCCCUGCCGGCAGAUGACGUGUGAUGGCAUCACUGAUGAAAGUACUUUUUCACCUGUUCAUUUCUUAGGGAGGGUGAAAGACUGAACAUUUGUUCUGUUUUUAGGUUUUUUUUUUUUUUUGUAAUAUAAAUGUCAACUCUUAAAGAGCUUUUAUUUCACAUCAGAUUUUCAACAUGUUAAUUUGUAAAGUACCUUGAAUGUAAUUCCUAUAUGUUUAAAAAAGAAAAAAAAAAUCAGAUAACCAAAAUGGGAUAAUCUCGUACACAGAUGUUGUACAGUCUGUAUGUAAUGCCAGUGGGCUUUAUUUUGUAAAAAUGGACUAGAGGCAGGACCCAGUGUGCAUCCUAUCGAACCGACUGUUGAGAGAGAGCUUGGUUGAGCAGAAGGGGGUGUCUGCCUUUCCUUUGAGUUCUUGUGAGGACACUGGGAAGAUGGCAGGGGCGCCACGUGCUGUUUUUGUACUAGAGAGCAGUUCUUGCAGUGUGAAGUUAGACGUGAGGGAGGAUAAGCUUCGUACAGAGCUCCCAGUCCACCUGAAACAGGUGCGGCCUUCAUUUCUGUCGCCUAUGUUGGAACACUUUGUUUCCAUAAAACAGUUUCCUUUUGUCCUUUUCUAUUUGUCUAAAGAAAACAAAAACGAAAUGCUGAAUGCAAGAAUAUAAGAAUGCAAAGGAGCAAUACUCCUGGCCUCACUAAAGUUCUUGUGAUUUAUGACAUUAAGGGGAGGGAGAAAGCCAGUUACCUGAAAAUACACGAAAACAAACUCAUCAGCUGAGCAGCUGCUGCUUCUAACUCAACCUGAAUUUGUGUAAGUGUUCAAACGUGAGUUUCUGGGUUGCACCAAUAUGUUUUGUCCUAGGUGUGAGGAUGGUACCUAGUGGAGGAAUGUGGGGGCCCAGCGUCUACGGCCAGACUACAGGUGAUGUGGGGGGAACGCAUCAGCACUUAUUUGUUGAAACCAGGGACAAAGGAAAGGCUAUCUUGAUUGAAUCAAAAGUUGCCAAAAAUUUAAAAAGAUACUUUAUUAAACAGUUUUCUAACAUUUACUAGAAAUUACUUUGCAGCUCUCGUGUUUGGGGGAUCGUAUCUAUAAUUUAUGGUAAGGAAUUGGGAGGCAAAGAGAAGAGUGUGCCUGGGGAGAUUAUUAAUUUCAAGUAUAGGCUAAGUCGUUGGUUUAAAAAAAACGCCAUUCUAGAUGAACAAGUUUAGAGAUAUAAACGGACUGAAGUAUCCUCCAGUAUAGAAUUUUAGCUUACCCAGCUCAGGCACUUCUUAAAAGAAACAGAUCCCCAUUGUCACUCUGCCAGCAUAAAGGCUUCUAAAAUAAAUAGUAUUUAUGCAAUUUAAAUCAUACUUAUUACUCAAUCUGUUAUACUGCAAGAGGCAGGUUUUGGUUAGCCAUCUUAUAUAGCAAAGUAAAUGAAUUUUUUUUUUUUAGAAAUGCAAAAAUCAUCUUAAAGGAAUGGGCCCCUUAAAAAAUUCACACACACAAGUUCUAUUCCUAAGCUAGAAUCGUCAUUGGCAAGAAUUUUUAUUUUCUUGAAAGUAAUCAUAUUUUGGAAAGUUCAUUUUAUCAGAAUCAAAAUUCAAAUUAAGCAAUUUCUGAGCCUAGAACUUUAAUUACUUUUUCCUAAGUGUCCCACCACGUAUAUACAAAUGUCUUUGAAGCUAUAACUGGACGUGACACUACUUUGAACAAAACCCAGCCUCAUGAAGUGACUGAGCACAGUCCUUCAAGGCUGCCCAUUUCAUUCUGUCAGAUGACUAAGGAAAACUAGAAAAAGAGUACCAUUCAUCCUUGUCAAGGUCAAAUGUGAAAGACAGAAGUUUAUUUAAUGUAGAGUUAAAUGAAGGUCAGCUGUUUUCAGCUUCUUAGUUUGACCAUGAAAAUGUUUAUAGAAUUAUGUGUAGUUGUACCGUACGAUUUUAUUUUCUUCAUUUAUUUAUUUACGGUCUUAUUUAUGUUCUGUUUAAUAUAUAGUUCGGUUCUGGCCAUUUUAAAUGUUUGACAUAGAAGAGGCUAUAUUGGAAUAUUUACAGCUUUAUAAAUCUUCAUCAUAUUAGCUGUUAACUUUUUGUAAUACAAAAAGUUUCAGACAAGUAUAAAAGAAUAAAAUCUGUCUCAGGCUGGUAGUUAACAGUUGUGACCAAGAUGCUUUUGGUUUUAUUUUAUAAAAUUUGCUCAUUUCUAACAUGAGAGAUAAACUUAUUUUAAUGUAAUCUUUUUCCACACUUUAAAAAUCAGCAAUAGUGUUAUGUAUUUAUAGGCAGCUUUUAACAAUCCUGUCAUAUUUGUACUAACCCAAAUGAUUCACAAUGAUAAAACAUUUUAAUAACUUGAUCACAAAACCAUAUGGACAAUACGAAUUUUAAUAUUAUAAAUACUAUUUUUUAAACGUAGAAUUUAUUCUGCACAGGGUAAAAAGAAUGUAAUAUUUAGUUCUCAAGUUUGAAUUAUCAGUAUGUUAUUACAAUUUUGUAUAUCAGAAUCUAAGUGUUACAGGUACAAAAAGAAUAUUGCUAGCCAAAUGAACAACGUUUAGCUGAAUCUCUGUAGCAUGCAAAUCAAAUAAAUUUAAAAUCUUUUUUUUUUUUGCUAUUACUUUAUCUAUAUUGUAUUAAAUAUCAAAAGCUCAGGACUGAACUAAAUAUUUAAUCAGGUUAAAUUCUGAAUAUGUUUCUGUUUUAAUUUGUCUUGUUUGUAAAAGUAUGCAAAUACAUCACAUAGAUUAACUUUG
Messenger RNA from Diceros bicornis minor, 6605 nucleotides. It is a transcript of the gene WWC2, whose product is annotated as WW and C2 domain containing 2. Gene Ontology annotation, cellular component: cytoplasm. Gene Ontology annotation, biological process: cell migration; negative regulation of organ growth; regulation of hippo signaling. NCBI's taxonomy places the organism in Eukaryota, Metazoa, Chordata, Mammalia, Perissodactyla, Rhinocerotidae. The record is from RefSeq and is a predicted model, not a curated record. The transcript is spliced from 23 exons. Gene Ontology annotation, molecular function: kinase binding; molecular adaptor activity. The coding region runs from base 307 to 3891 and encodes 1194 amino acids.